Molecule: messenger RNA, 1407 nt
Organism: Trypanosoma cruzi
Lineage: Eukaryota; Euglenozoa; Kinetoplastea; Trypanosomatida; Trypanosomatidae
Exons: 1
Coding region: 1-1407 (468 amino acids)
Source: RefSeq, a predicted model, not a curated record
AUGACACUCUGUUUCUGUUUUUUUUUUUGUGUGUGUGUGAGCCACCACUUCAUUUUUUUUUUUUUUUUUAUGUUGCUGCAGCUUGGAGUGUGGGCGAAAAGGAUGAUUCGGCAAAGUCUCGAUGUGGUACCCACCGUGCAGCCCAAGUACCGACUGGAGGAGGAUGCGCGGCUGGCUGCGGAGAAGCGUCGUCAGGGCGGCCGAAAGCCGGCGACCGCUACGGGGACGCGGGUGGAGCGUUACUGCAUCUUCAGCUGCGAUGAUUUUUGGGCGAUGGUGAGCGGCAGCCAUGCUGCUGGCGGGAAGAAUCUUGCGUGCAGUAAUGGCAACGAAAAUGAGGAGAGGAAAGAAAAGGUUGUCGCCGGUGCUCGACUCUACUCGUGGCUGCCGUCACCCGAAUUGGGCACACGCGUGCCGCAAACCCUGCAGGUGUUGGAGGCUCCGAAAAAAAAUUCGAAGCGCAUCCGACGUACGUUGUACCGGGCCACAUUGCGCAGUUCGAGAGCGCCUGGCGAAAAGAACGAAGAGGAAGAUGAGGAGGAUGGGGGCGAUGAAACAUUAGAGGAUGAAACGGCGCCUCGGUUUAGUUCACUUCCGUUACCCGAAUACGAGGACAUGUCAUCUAUCCUUCUUUUAAUUCCUACAGUUGCUGAAGAAGGGGCGGUGGCACGAGCGAGACCGCUUGACGCUCCUGUACACACCCUCCGUCACGAACGCACGGGGGCCGCCAAGACAGGCCAGGGUAUCUCGACAUCGUGGUACUCUGGUCUGGACGUUCGUUCUGUGGGAUUUAAGCGAAGCUACAUAGAUGGCGACGAGGACGCGGAUGAGGGAGACGCUUGGAGCACUUUCUCUGACGAUGCCUUGAACAAUGCUCGGCAGGGCGGCAGGAAGAAUCGUGAGGGCAAGGAAGAGCAGCGAGUUGUUAAGAGGAAUAAAGUGGAAACCAAUGAAGAUACAGCUGCGAAUACAAAUGGAAUCGAGGGAACGAAGGGAGUAAAAAAAUAUUCUGAUGAUGUGCAGCAGGCAACAAAUGAUGGUGCUCCUGUGUCGCUUCUGCCUACGUCAGCUUUCAGUACUUUGGAGGGGGCUACACAGAGGGUCGAUAAAGUGGACUUCUCGGGAAUCAACGUGGAAGACUUGGAAAGCCUCACUGCCUCCCUUUUGCAGCAGUGGGCCUCCGCUGGAAAAGCAGCCAUGCCCUUUUCUGAGGUGACGAAGGUUGUGCUCAAGUCUCAUCCAAAGUACACCGAAAUGAAAGCGAAACAUCAGUCACCUGAAGGCAGGCAGGAGGCACUGGAGUGGUUUCGUGUGUCACAGAAAGCCGUUCGUUCUUACGUUCUACAUUUGGGAUACACGAUAGACAGUACGAACAACGUGUACUUAUCACGGCCGUCGAACACCUAA